Daucus carota subsp. sativus is the source of this 1141-nucleotide messenger RNA. RefSeq lists its product as uncharacterized. The record is from RefSeq and is a predicted model, not a curated record. Lineage: Eukaryota; Viridiplantae; Streptophyta; Magnoliopsida; Apiales; Apiaceae. The transcript has 5 exons. The coding region runs from base 126 to 923 and encodes 265 amino acids.
AAAAGGCAUUUAAAGUGAGUACUCUUAUUCAGACAAAUAUUAUAUCUUCAUUCAGACAUUACAGUUAUAUAUCUCUUCGUCUAUCGUUCGAUUUCAUCAGUCUAUUGCUGCAGAUAUUGCAUAACAUGCAGAUCAUUCGGUGGCUGCUAAGGGUCGCAGAUGAACCUACAAAAGAGCGUAAUGGAGUAACUAGUACUAAAUCCGACAAGGAGAGCUGGAGUGCAAAAACUAAAGAAGUCGUGUUGACAAAUCAGCUUGAGGCCAAUAAGAGACAAAAAAGAGCAAGAAAUAUUAGUCUGGGUUGUGAGAAUUUUACUUUGUUCAGUAUACUAAAAAGGCGAGACAUUUCAAAGCCAUGGUUCUACAAUACGCUCAAUCUGAAGAGAGUCGAUACAACGAAGAUGAUGAAGAAGGAAGCCAUUGACAGAGGACUAUGUAUUAGUAACAACAGACUAGAUGCAGCCGCGAAUCAUGUCAGAAACACUAAGGUUCUGCCUCUCGCUGAUGAUGCAUUAUCGUCUAGACACCAACGUGGAAACGAGGCAAAAGGAGAUCAGAAAGGGAAGAGCGGAAAAUCUAGACCUUUGUCGAAAAUGAAGGAGCUUGUGAGAUGGGCUCCUAAACCGGAGAAAGGAGGAAAGUACACUGACCGAAAGGUUUUACAAGAUCGAAACAGAGAAGAACCAAAAUCAGCACCAGAUAAUGGAAAAUUUAGUAAUGACUCUCUGAAAAUGAGUUCCAGAUGGGAUAUAGAUUACUCUGCUCUUUCGAAUGCUUAUUCAAAAAGGGUCACGUCUGAUCUGACUAAAAAUCCACAUUGUUCCUCGAACUCUACUCCCGUUCAUCGUGAUAAUCAUAGUACUCCAACGAAAUCAGGGAACUGGAUCACUACGGACUCCGAUUUUGUGGUGCUAGAGCUCUGAAGACAAGAUCCCGAAAGGACUUGCUGUAGUAGAGAUUUUAACCGCAUAGUUAAAAUUAUUUACAUUAUUUACGAAGUGUUAGCACGAGUUGAUAAACAUUAGUAUUUUUUAAUUAUCCUGUCAUAGCAUGUAGUAUCAAUAAAUUAAAUUGUGGUGGUUAUAUAUUCAUGUACAUGCAAAUACUCAAUGUAUAAUUUUAAUCCGUAUUUGACAGAGAU